AUGACCUCUGUGUCGUCUUCUCCUAACGGUGCUAAUAAACCGUGGUUUUGUACAAACGAACGCCUACACUGGGAGUUUUUUGGUAAGAAACAACAAGGAACAGUUCAACCACGCGACGACGGGGUUGACAAACCACAAGAAGCAAACAUAAAACAAAAGCAACAAGAAGCGAACAAAAAGCAAAGUUCCGCUCCGGAAGAUAAAACAAGGCAAGCAUAUUUACAAAGUGUUCAUUUCUUUUUGCAAAAACGAAUAUGCGACGAAGAACAAGAAGAUAUAGAACUUGAAGAAGACUUCAUCUUGGAGGAUGAAGCACUUGAACCAGAACCACCAUUGUAUGACUCUCCGGGACCUAUUUUUAUGGACUCAGAAGGAAGCCCUAAAAGCGAGGAGAAAAGAACGGAAGAUGAAAGUAAUUCAGAAGAAGCAGAAGAUAGUAACGAAAAAUCAGAGGCAGCCAAAAGUGAAGACGAUGUCGACAUAGACGAAGAAGAAGGUAUUUCUAUUCGUAAAUUUACACGAAGGACAAGGUCUAGGGUAAUAAUUACACCAAAAAAACCUCAGACACGAAAGUCUCAGCGAAAGGCAUCACGAUCGAAAGAUGAGGAAUCAGAAAAUAAUUUCAAAGGUCGUGAUAUAGUAUUCGUUGAUCCAUUGGAUGAUAAAGCAGAAUUUUGGUGGCCUGCGAUGAUCGUUCCACAAAAUGAAAUUGACGAAUCGAUGGACGUUGAUGGGAAACUUGAAGAAAAUUUGCUUUCCGGAAAAUUUCUUGUAAGAUAUUUUGAGGAUAUGACAUAUUCGGUAGUCGAACAAAAAGGUCUGAAGCACUUUAUUCCAGAUGAAGAACCUUAUCUCACAUUUAAAAAUAAUAGUGAUAAAUUUUCAAGUCAUAUUGGGGUUCGUAGGGCAAUGCAAUGUAAAGGGAAAGGAGAACCAAAUAAAUCUUUUAAAUGGGACUAUUGGAAGAGGCCAAUAGAGGAAAAUCAAGAACACAUUCCAGUUCCAACCACAACGUCAAAUACCAAGAGAAGAGCAAGUACAUAUAAAAGUGGAUCAAAAUCCAAUUAUAAAAGUUUAGAAGUCGAAGUAAUAGUUCCACCAUCAAGAAUUCGUUCAAGAAAAAAUAAGUCUCCAGUACGACGUAAUAGUUCAACAAGGAGCAAAUCUUCAAUAACAAAUGGUGGUAAUAAAAAUUCUCAAUUUUCUCAUGAAGCCGAACCAUCUGAAGAAGAAAGCGCUAUAGAUGUAUAUAUAGUAAAUCCACCUAAACCACCAUUAUUAGGUCGUAGACGAAAAUCUGAAAUUGAGAACAGUGAUUCCUUGAUUAAUGAUACAAUAAAAGACUCAAAUAACAAUAUGAAAGCUGAAAUUGUAGAUAAAGAAGAAAAAAAAUCAAAUAAAAGUUCAAAAAGACGACGCAGCAGUCUGACAGAUAUAUCAGAUGAUGGAGAACAAAACUCUAAUAAUAAUUCAAGAAAUCGUAAACUUAAACGUACUUCUGCGGGCGAAUCAAUGGAUGAAGAACCUAUGGUCCCCCCACCAACAACACCUGAUACAACGUCUACAAUGGUUGAAACAAUAACGGAAUUGCCUAUGGAAAUAGCAGAAAAUUUAAUUGAAAGUUCGACCGAACCAGAACAUUCUGAACAAAUCGAACAAGGCAAUGAACCGUUAAUAGAAAUUAUGGAGGAAGAUCAUGUACCAUCUACGGCAGCACCAUUGACCUCACCCUCAUCGACCUCACCCCCUUUAACCAUUGAAGACCUAAGUGAAGAAGCUCAGAUUAAUAUUGCUAAGUUUAAUUUUGAUGAUCCCACAUUAGAUCCGGAGGCUAAGGAAAAAUUAUAUGAUGAUGCAGAGGAAGAACUUAGAUCUUUAAUGAAAGAGUGGCGUGUUCUUAAUAGAAAUAUUCGUAAAGCGGAGAAGGAGCUAUUAUCUAAAAGAACGAGAAAAUUGAGAAAUAAUGAAGGGCCCGAAGAUGAUAAUAUAGAAACUGAAGAUGAUGAGGGAGAUUCCAAUGGACAUGUAGACAAUAGUGUAGAGUUGGUAGAUUCAAGCGAAAAUGAAAACUAUAAUGAAGAUGAUGAGGAAGAUGAGGAAAUACAAGUAGUUACUCGAAGUCUUUCGCAAAGAAAGCUGAGUGAAGAUACUAAAAUGUCAAAAGGCAAGCGCACGUUGAAAAAAAUAUAG
Funneliformis mosseae is the source of this 2190-nucleotide messenger RNA. The record is from the annotation of a GenBank genome assembly. NCBI's taxonomy places the organism in Eukaryota, Fungi, Glomeromycota, Glomeromycetes, Glomerales, Glomeraceae.